AAAUAGUUAUGAAAUUUUAGAGUGGAUACCUUAUAAUAGAUUAUCAAAUAUCAAUUAUUAUGAUAAAGGAGGAUUUAGUGAAAUUCAUAAAGCUAUUUGGUCUGAUGGGCCUAUUUACAGUUGGAAUUUUGACAAACAAAAAUGGAAAAGAUGUAAUUUUCAAACAGCAAAAUUUAAUAAUUUUUUAUUAUUUAUAUAGUGGAAAUAUCAUUAUAAUUGUCAGAAAAAAUCAUUUUCAAGAUUUAUUCAAUUCUUUGGAAUUACCCAAGAUCCAAAUAAUUUAGAUUAUAUAAUAGUAAUGAGUUAUGC
Molecule: messenger RNA, 309 nt
Organism: Rhizophagus irregularis DAOM 181602=DAOM 197198
Lineage: Eukaryota; Fungi; Glomeromycota; Glomeromycetes; Glomerales; Glomeraceae
Source: RefSeq, a predicted model, not a curated record